Messenger RNA from Aspergillus niger, 1722 nucleotides. RefSeq lists its product as uncharacterized. The transcript has 2 exons. Gene Ontology annotation, cellular component: nucleus. The coding region runs from base 1 to 1722 and encodes 573 amino acids. The record is from RefSeq and is a predicted model, not a curated record. Lineage: Eukaryota; Fungi; Ascomycota; Eurotiomycetes; Eurotiales; Aspergillaceae. Gene Ontology annotation, molecular function: RNA polymerase binding; transcription coregulator activity.
AUGCUCAAAUCUACGUAUACCCCACCCCCUCCGUUACCUCCAGGGUGGACCGAACAUAAAGCUCCUUCAGGUCAUCUGUAUUACUACAACUCGCAGACCAAGCAAUCCACAUAUACAAGGCCUCAGGCCACUCCCGUACAACCUCCGCCUGCACCUGCACCAGAACCCACGAAUAACGCGCCAUUCCUAACCCCAGAUACACUUCCUCCCUUUUCUUCGACUCCUUAUGCUCCUCAUGGUUUUGGGCAUAGCGCUGCAUCUCACGGGCCACCUUUCGAUGGUCAGUCACGCGGAGGCUUUCGCGGGGGCAGAGGAUACCAUGACCGCAAACCCCGUGGGCUACAGGAUAGGCCUAAAACCAAACAUGAUAUUCCUGGAUGCGCGCCAUGGAUACUCGUGAAGACGAAGCUGGGAAGGAGAUUUGUUCACAACCCCGAAACGAACGAAAGUUUUUGGAAGAUCCCUCCAGAGGUACUGGUAGGAGUCCUUGAGUACGAUCGCUUGGAGAGAGAGGCGAAGGAAAGGAAGGAGCGGGGCGAGGAGACGGAAGAUGUCGCCAAAGGAAAACCCGAAGCUCAGGAGUCGGAUCAACCACGGCGGGAAGAAGCAGAGAGUGGUGCCGCUACGGCAGCUGGGGAGGAGAGCGAUGAGUAUGAGGAGGUCGAAGUUACUGAUAGCGAGGGUGAGGAAGAGCAACCUUUCAAACGACCGAGAACCGAAGAAGGGGACGAACAGCAGCCGAUGGAGUUCACUGAAGAAGAUAUGGAAUAUCAAUUAGCGGCAAUGGGCGAAGAAUAUGGCCUUGACCCUGGCGAAUACGGCGAACCCGGAGAAGAAGAAUGGGAAGAGGGCGCAGAAGGGCUUCCGCUCACGGAGGAGGAUGCCACAGCCUUAUUCCGUGAUCUUCUUGACGACUAUCGCAUUAACCCGUUCUCCACGUGGGAAAAGAUCAUCGAAGAAGGUCGGAUCAUUGACGAUAGCCGCUACACUGUGCUGCCAAACAUGAAAACGCGUCGUGAGGUCUGGUCCAACUGGAGUCGUGACCGGAUUCAAGAACUUAAAGAACGCAAAGAGAAGGAAGAAAAGAAGGACCCGCGCAUCAAGUACUUGGCCUUCCUCCAGGAACACGCCACACCAAAGUUGUAUUGGCCCGAGUUCAAGCGCAAAUACAAAAAGGAACCAGAAAUGAAGGAUACGCAAUUGUCAGACAAAGAUCGAGAAAAGUACUACCGCGACUUGAUUUCUCGAUUGAAACAGUCAGAAAGCACGCGAAAGUCUGACCUUUCAGCGCUACUAAAAUCUGUACCACUGCACGAACUCAAUCGGUCGUCUAAUCUGGAGGCUCUUCCUCCUUCCAUCAUCACCGAUCUCAGAUACAUCGCCCUUAUGCCCAAAGUGCGGAAUCCGCUUAUCGAGGCUUACAUCUCUACCUUGCCUGCUGCUCCGGAAAGCGACAUGACCGCCGAGGAAAGAGAAGAGCUAGAACGGAAGAAGGUUGAACGUGAUCGACGCGAAAAGGCGUUGGCAGAACGAGAGAAGCAGGUACAAGAGGAGAAGAGAAAGCAAAAAGGCGAGCUUGUUCGCGGUAAACACCUUUUGAGAGAAGGGGAAGCGGAGAUCGAGGAAGCUAUGAGGAUCAAUAGAGGAGGACUUCGCAGCUACAUUGAAGCCGAAGAUCAAUCUUCAAAGGGCCAAGGCGAGAACGCCAGUCAGCAGCCAUGA